AUGGCCCACACCUUCAUCGAGGCCUCCGACGAAGGGCUGCUGGAAGAGGAAGACGGGGAGGACGAUGCCGUCGAAUCCGGGGACGAGGAAGACAGCGGCGAGCCCCUGCCGGGCCUCAACGGGGAGCUGGGCGAGAGGGGCCGAAGUGCCAGUGGCGGCCCUUUGGAGGAGGACCCCCUCAUCCACGCCAUCGGCAUUCCUCACCACCAGUCCGCGUUUGUGCGCCCCACACCUGUCCACUUCCGGCCGGAUUUAGAGAGCGCGGACGGAGGGGUGGCCGCUAGUCUCGGGGGAACCUGUGGUGGAGGCCUGGCGCCCGGAAGCAGUUCCAUGGGCACGACCCUCUCCCCCGCCGCGGCUGCUGCUGCUGCCCACCUCUCCCCCUUGUGGUACCCUCCGUGGGUAGCUGCCUUUAAACCUAUGUUUGGUCUUCAAGCUCCGCGUCCAACCGGCAGAAGGUCGAGGAAGCCUGGGGUUGAUCGGAAGCCGCGCCAAGCCUACAGCGCCAAGCAAUUAGAGAGACUUGAAGCGGAAUUCAAAGUGGAUAAAUACCUGAGCGUCUCCAAGAGGCUGGAGCUCUCCCAGGCGUUAUCCCUAACAGAAACCCAAAUCAAAACCUGGUUCCAAAAUCGUCGAACCAAAUGGAAAAAGCAGAUGGCAGCGCGCAUGCGCCUGGCACAGAGACAGGGGCUCAUCCCUCCGCACUUGUACCCGGUGCUGCCUCCCAUUCCUCCCAUCCUGGGCUCUUACUACCACCCGCUAAACCCCCACUCACACACCACCCACAUUGUUCCACCCCCGCCACUUCUCACUCCCAUUUCAGGAGCCGCCGAGACUUCCUACUCCACAUCUCACGACCACACAGCCACACAGAUUUGAAGUAUAGCCCCUUCCACAAUUCGUCUACUCAUCUUUAUUAUUUAAUAAAG
Molecule: messenger RNA, 929 nt
Organism: Macrobrachium nipponense
Lineage: Eukaryota; Metazoa; Arthropoda; Malacostraca; Decapoda; Palaemonidae
Product: homeobox protein engrailed-2-like
Exons: 3
Coding region: 1-879 (292 amino acids)
Biological process (GO): regulation of DNA-templated transcription
Molecular function (GO): DNA binding; DNA-binding transcription factor activity, RNA polymerase II-specific
Source: RefSeq, a predicted model, not a curated record